Molecule: messenger RNA, 4575 nt
Organism: Closterium sp. Naga37s-1
Lineage: Eukaryota; Viridiplantae; Streptophyta; Zygnematophyceae; Desmidiales; Closteriaceae
Source: the annotation of a GenBank genome assembly
AUGGCGACAGCGGCUCUCACGUCCGCCUCCGCCAAGUUCGCGACGUUCGACGGGCUGCGCGCCGCCCGCUCUGACCGAUCCACCGUCGUCGCGUCCGCCGCUCCGACGGCAGGCGCGUCGCCAUCCCUGGGCCGUGUUCAAGCCACCGCCACUCGCUUGCGUGAAUGCGUGCCUGCAUCCCUCGUCCGCAUGUCACGUGUGCAUGGCUGCCGUCCACAGCCCGUGCAGGCGCCGGCAGCAGGAGCGGCGAAGAGGAGCAAGGUGGAGAUAUACAAGGAGGAGAGCGACUACCUGCGCUACCCGCUCAUCGACGACCUCAAGAACGACCUCCCCAACGUCAGCGCCGCCUCCGAGCAGGUGCGUCAGCGCCGCCUCCGAGCAGGUGCGUCAGCGCUGCCUCGCAUCAGGCGCGCCUCCCGAUCGUCCGCACCCUGCCUGCCGUUCCUCGUGCGCAUCCGUGCGCUCUCCGUACUUCCCACAGCACUCCCGCCACUGAUCAAGUUCCACGGCAGCUACAUGCAGGACGACCGCGAGGCGCGGCAGGGGGGCGGCGGGCGCGCGUACCAGUUCAUGAUGCGGACGCGGCAGCCGGGCGGCAAGGUGCACAACCGCCUCUACCUCGCCAUGGACGGACCUCGCCGACCAGUUCGGCUCCGGCACGCUCCGCCUCACCACGCGCCAGACCUUCCAGGUGCGCUCCGCCUCACUACGCGCCAGACCUUCGAGCUGCACGGAGUGCUGAAGGCGAAUCUGAAGGAGGUGUUCGCGACGGUGAUCAAGAGCAUGGGGUCCACGCUGGGCGCGUGCGGCGACCUCAACCGCAACGUGCUGGCGCCCGAGGUGCCGUUCGUCGACCGCCCCGCGUACCGCUACUGCCAGGAGUACGCCGAUAAGAUCGCCGCGCUGCUCGAACCGCAGUCCGGCGCCUACUACGACGUGUGGCUGGACGGCGAGAAGGUGCUGACGGCGGAGGCGCCGGCGGACGUGGAGGAGGCGCGCGCGGACAACCGGUUCGGGACGAACAUAGAGGGCAGCGCGGAGCCGAUCUACGGCACGCAGUACCUGCCGCGCAAGUUCAAGGUCGCCAUCACGGUGCCGGGCGACAACUCCGUGGACCUGCUCACCAACGACCUCGGGCUCGUCGUGCUCUGCGACGACGCCACGGGGCAGCUACAGGGCUUUAACAUCUAUGUGAGCACUGUGCUGCGCGCGCCUCAGGGCGGUCGUGUGGGAGUGUUGAACAGCUGUGCUGGCAGGGGCGCUGCCGGCAUUGGAGCUCACUCAUGGAAUGGAAUGGGGCCCCGGUGGGCGGCGGCAUGGGGAGGUCGCACCGCAACGAGCAGACGGAGCCGCGGCUGGCCGGAGCCACUGGGGUACGUGGCGGCGGAGGACGUGCUGUACGCCGUCAAGGCCAUCGUCGCCACUCAGCGCGACUACGGCCGCCGCGACGACCGCAAACAGGCGCGGCUCAAGUACCUGAUCCGCGACUGGGGCAUCGACCGCUUCCGCACGGUGACGGAGCAGUACUUUGGCAAGCAGUUUCCAGCCCUCUGUGCCCGUCUUGCAGUGCUGACACCCUCCCCUGCCCCUCCCCACCCCCCAUCUGUCCUCUCGCUUGCACAUUAUCGUGUGGGCGACGGGCGGCUGUACUACGGGCUGCACAUCGAGAAUGGGCGCAUCAAGGGCGAGGCCAAGAAGGCGCUGCGGGCAGUGAUUGAAAAGUACAACCUGCCCGUGCGCAUCUCGGCGAAUCAGAACCUGAUGCUGUGCGACGUGCGCAAGGCGUGGCGCCCGCGCAUCACCCAGGAGCUCGCCGCUGUCGGCAUCCUCGGCAAGCAGUACGUGGAUCCGCUGAACCUGACGGCCAUGGCGUGCCCUGCCCUGCCGCUGUGCGGGCUGGCCAUCACAGAGGCGGAGAGGGGGCUGCCCUCCGUGCUCAAGCGCAUCCGCGCCAUGCUCGACAAGGUGGGGGAGGGGGAUGCUGCUGUGGGGCUGAGGCAGCAGCAGGCGCAUUCACUGGUGGUGCGCAUGACGGGCUGUCCCAACGGCUGCGCACGGCCCUAUGUGGCGGAGCUGGGCUUCGUGGGGGAUGGCGCCAACUCCUACCAGCUGUGGCUGGGCGGCACGCCGAACCAGACGGUGCUGGCGAGGGUGUUUCUGGAGAGGGUGAAGGUGGGCGAGCUGGAGGCGGUGUUGGAGCCGCUCUUUGCCAUGUGGAAGGCCCACGGCCACAAGGCCGAGUCCUUUGGGGACUUCACCAACCGCGUUGUGAGUGCUGCGGCGGGGGGCUUUGAGGCGAUGAAGGAGUACAUGGGCACGUACACGGCGCCAAUAGGGAGGCAGAGGGGCAUGGCUCGGCGCAUCACAGUGGAUGAUGAGCUGGCGGGCAAGCUGCAGGAGGUGGCUACGCAGCGCGGCACCACGGUGGCCAAGGUCACACCCAGCGGCACCAUGGAGAAGCGGCGGCCGGUGAGGUGCAGCCAUGCCUUGCGGGUGUGCACGAUCAUGUGGUGCUGCCGACACUCCAGGCAGCAGAACGCCCUUGUCGCCCCUGCACACACACAUGCCAUCAUGAAGGCUGUCGCCAUCAACCGCCUCUACGCGUGGUCGCCGCCUCACAGCGACCCACCCUUGACUCGGCAUGCUGCCCGACCACUCGCCUGCCCUCCCAUCAUCAUCCCGCUCCCCGUGUGCUGUGGCUCCUCCUCCCAAGAGGGCGAAACUUGGGCGAGCGUCGCUCACGGCCACAUGCUGCCGAAUCCCGAAUGGGGGAUGGGGGGGGAGGGACCACUGGCUUGGCCAGCCUCUCACUCGCCGCUGUCUCCUCGCCCCGCAUCCAAGGACUUCCCUUUUUCCGUCCCUCUCGUCCGCCCGUCCGCUCGCGUCAACCCUCAUCCCCGUCGCCCCUGUCAUCCGCGUAUUCCCAGCGUUCGCCACGAUGAGCGGCAGAGCGGCGGCGGCGGCGGGCGGCCACAGGUGGACAAGGCGGCGGAUUUCGCGAAUUACUUUUGCACGUACGCGUAUCUGUACCACCAGAAGGACAUGCUGUCGGACCGCGUGCGGAUGAACGCGUAUCGCGACGCGGUCAUGAAGAAUAAAGCGCAUUUCGUCGAUAAGCAACUCUCACCCUCCUCCCCACCCCCUCCUUCCUUCCUUGCGCCACACCCGCCAACCCCACGUGCCUUGCCGCCCCACCUCCUCCCCGUGCUCGCCGUGCCCACGCUCCCCGUGCUCGCCUGCCCACGCUCCCCGCGCAACGCAGCAACCACUAUCCCCGGAACCCUCAAACCCUGUCACCUCUGCGCUCCCCACCCCCUUCGCCCCCACAAGCUCUUUCGUGCUGCAUCUCGCCCCAUCCGACACCUCCUCUCCCUCCCCAACCCCUCCCCCCCCACAACCGUUCUCCCGCGCGCCCCGCAGGUGGUGCUGGACGUGGCACGGGCCACGCGGCAUUCUCGCCAUCUGGGCGGCGCAGGCGGGCGCGCGGCGGCGUGUACGCCGGUGGAGGCGACGGACAUGGCGCAGCACGCGGAGACGCUGGCGCGCGCCAAUGGCGUGGCGGAGCGCGUGACGGUGCUGCAGGGAGCAUGGAGGAUGUUCAGCUGCCCGAGAAAGGGCGUGGGGGCGGCGGGAUUGCUGUUCCCGAGCCAUGCGCGCAUGUGGGUGGCGCCGGUGCAUUCGAGCCUGUGGGAGGGGCGCAUGGGCGAGUUCCGCAGCAGCAUGGGCGACUGGCGCAGCUUCGUGCGGGGCACACGGGAGGACUACGGCGUGGACAUGGCGGUGCUGGAUCAGACCUAUGAGGCCGAGCAGCAGAAAUACUUCCUUCAAGUAAUAAUCUCCCCACCUCCCUCGCCCUGUUCCCUUUCUCCCAGUCCCCUUCUCGCGUUCUCUUUCCCCCACUCCUCUCUCCCCGUUCCUUUUUCCCCAGUCCCUCUCGCCCAUUCCCUUUUAGAUGCUCCCUCUCGCCCGCUCUCUUUUGCCCACUCCCUCGCUCUCACUCCCACUCUGACACCCCUCCGGCUCCUUCUCAACAGCUCCCUCGCCCCGCGCCUUGUAUCCCAUCUGUUACCUGCCGUUCCUUGCUCCACUCACGCCCUCCCUCACCCCGUGCCCCCCGCCCCCUGCCAGACAGGGUGUUGGGAAUCGCUGUACCCCUCACAGGUGUUGGGGCGGCCGGUGAUGAUCCGCGAGAUAGACUGUGCCACGGCCACCGUGGCCGAUGUGGAGGAGGUCAAAGCGCACUUCACCACUCGUGCCUUCGCUGCUGAUAAAGCCGUCAACGCCAUCGGAGGGUGGUUCGACGUCCUCUUUAAGGGGUCAGCCACGGACCCCACGGAGCACGAGGUGCAGCUGACGACAGCGCCCAGUGUGGACGAGGGCACGCACUGGGGGCAGCAGGUCUUCCUGCUCGCACACCCGCUGCACGUGCGCGAGGGUGAUGAGGUAUCGGGCGCCAUGCACAUCCGGCGCUCCAAGAAGAACCACCGCCUCAUGGAUGUUGAUCUGCAGCUGCAGUGCCAACACACCGACGGCUCCCGCUCCCCCAACACCAUCGCCGCUUACUUUAUCGAGUAG